Molecule: messenger RNA, 2145 nt
Organism: Vanessa tameamea
Lineage: Eukaryota; Metazoa; Arthropoda; Insecta; Lepidoptera; Nymphalidae
Product: NADH-ubiquinone oxidoreductase 75 kDa subunit, mitochondrial-like
Exons: 1
Coding region: 1-2145 (714 amino acids)
Biological process (GO): ATP synthesis coupled electron transport; cellular respiration
Cellular component (GO): membrane
Molecular function (GO): NADH dehydrogenase (ubiquinone) activity; iron-sulfur cluster binding
Source: RefSeq, a predicted model, not a curated record
AUGUUCAGAUUAUUCAAGAAGUUGCUGAAUCGUAAAACGUUGUAUGAUAUUCAGACUCGGAGUCAGGCGAAUCAAGUAAACAUUUUUAUAAAUGGUAAGGCUGUUUCAGUGCCAAGUUACUUCACAGUACUACAAGCUUUGCGCCGAGAGCAUAUAACCGUACCUACAUUUUGCUACCACGAUAGAUUGUCAAUAGCUGGUAACUGUAGAAUGUGUCUUGUACAAAUUGAAGGUAUGUGGAAGCCACAAAUUGCUUGUGCCAUACCCGUGUCCAAGAAUAUGAAAAUACAAACAAAUUCUGAAAUGACUUUGAAAGCACAGGAAGGGGUAUUGGAAUUUAUUUUAGCUGAACAUCCACUAGAUUGUCCAAUUUGUGAUCAGGGCGGUGAAUGUGACUUACAAGAUCUUUCGAUGAAAUUUGGUAACGAUCGAACAAGAUUCACAGACAUACACUUCCAAGGCAAAAGAGCCACGGAAAACAAAAACCUAGGCCCUUUGAUUCGAACUGAGAUGACAAGGUGUAUCCAUUGUACACGUUGUAUCAGAUUUGCUUCUCAAGUCUGUGGAUUAGACGUUCUUGGAACGACAGGACGUGGUGUUGACAUGUUAGUAGGGACAUAUGUCGAUAAAAUGUUUCUAUCUGAAUUAUCUGGAAAUAUAAUUGACUUAUGCCCUGUUGGAGCGUUAACGUCUAAGCCAUAUAUGUUUAAAGCAAGACCGUGGGAACUUAGAAAAACUGAUUCUAUUGACGUAACUGAUGCGACAGGUACCAACAUAGUUAUUAAUCAUAGGUUUGAUAGAGUAUUACGAGUUUUGCCGCGUGAAAAUGAUGACAUCAAUCAGGAGUGGCUAUCUGACAAAGGUCGCUGGGCGAUAGAUUCUCUUGAGUUUCAAAGACUUGUGACUCCAAUGCAUAGGAAUGAAAGUGGCUUGUGUCCAAUCGAUUGGGAUUGUGCUUUGAAAAUAGCUGGUAAACUAAUAAGAUCUACGUGUCCCACUAAGUUAAUGGCGAUAGCAGGUCCGCAUUGUUCUGUAGAAACAUUGGUGGCUGCGAAGGACUUACUUAACAUGCUUGGUUCUGAUAACACAUACAUUGAACGUGGUUUUUCUUAUUCUGAAUCAAAUAUCGAUAUAAGAGCUGCGUAUUCUCUUAACGUCAAAAUGAAAGAUGUAGCAACGGCUGAUAAAAUAUUACUUAUAGGAACUAAUCCUCGUUUUGAAGCUCCUAUUUUAAAUUCUCGUAUUAGAGAGGCUUAUGUUUAUAAUGAAUGUGAUAUUUAUGCGAUUGGGCCCAAAUGCCAAUAUAAUUAUCAAGUCCAAUAUAUUGGUAUAUCUGUCAAUGAUAUAUCUAAAGCUAAAAAAUAUUUACAACGUGCAAUGAGGCCAUUAAUAUUUAUUGGUAUUGAUCAAUUACAGACUUCACAUAAUGUAGCUAUCAUGAAUGAGUUAAACGAAUUAAUGAAUACCUUAAAUGUAGACGAAAAUUGGGAAGUAAUAAAUAUUAUUACAAAGGAGGCUAGUUUCGCCGGGGCUUUAGAGGUUGGAUGGAAGCCAGGAGGAUUAGCUGCAUUGAAAUCAUUAUCUCCAAAAGUUGUGAUAUCCUUAGGUGCAGACCACGUGUUCUGUAGAUGUGAUAUUCCGACUGAUUGCUCCAUUAUUUACAUAGGUUUUCAAGGAGAUCGUGGAGCAGAAUGCGCGUCAAUUGUUUUACCUGGAAGUGCUUAUACAGAAGCGGGCGGUAUAUUUAUGAACAUGGAAUGUAGAUCUCAGUUUGCGUUCCCUGCAGUGACUCCACCUGGUAAUUCACGUUAUGAUUGGAAAAUAAUACGAGCACUGGCAGAAUAUUGUCAUAUAUGUUUAUUUUACAGCGACAGAGAAUCACUUUGUAUCAGAUUAGCCCAGGUAAGCCCAAGUUUAGUUAAUUUUGGAACAUACCAAAGUAAAUUAUUUGCUGAUUUGAUUCCUCAACUUAUGAAAAGAGAUGCGAAAAAAGAUACUACUGUUGGUAGUUGUUCUUUGCACGUAGAGAUGCAAACUUUAAAGGAUUAUUACUGCUCGGAUAUUUUUACUUGUAACUCACCAACCAUGGUCAAAGCCACGAAGGCUGCUACCGAUAUAGAAAAAUCUCAUUACGCUUCUGUUUAG